UUUCCGGCCGGAAGCUGCGGCACGGCGAUGCUGCGCAUGCGCCCCUCACACGUGCUACCAGAAUCCCGCCCCCGCCGCCGCUUGGGCCCCGCCGGCACCAUGCUGCGGAUUCCUGUCUUCCGGCUGCUGGGACGCACGGGGGUCAGUAGGGUUUCUCUCCAGGAGGGAUCUGCCUCACGCCACUACAGUUCGGGCUCUCUCGGUGCCCGCGACGAUGUUUGCGACGCGCGUGCCUACUUCACUACACCCAUUUUCUACGUGAACGCGGCGCCGCACAUCGGGCACCUGUACUCGGCGCUACUGGCGGACGCCCUGUACCGCCACCGUCGCCUGCGAGUUCCCAGCGUCGCCGCUACGCGAUUCUCCACUGGUACCGACGAGCAUGGCCUGAAGAUUCAGCAGGCGGCAGCUACUGCGGGCCUGGCUCCGACCGAGCUCUGCGACCGAGUCUCUGCCCAGUUCCAGCAGCUUUUCCAGGAGGCUGGUAUCUCCUGCACUGACUUCAUCCGCACCACGGAGGCCCGGCACCGGGCGGCUGUGCAGCACUUCUGGGGAGUGCUGAAGGCCCGGGGUCUGCUGUACAAGGGACUCUAUGAAGGUUGGUAUUGCGCGUCCGACGAGUGCUUCCUGCCUGAGACCAAGGUCACCUGGCAGCCGGGCCCAUCAGGGGAUUCGUGUCCUGUAUCUCUCGAGAGUGGACAUCCAGUCUCCUGGACCAAGGAAGAAAACUACAUUUUCAGGCUUUCCCAGUUUCGGGAGCCACUCCAGCGGUGGCUGCGGAGCAACCCUCAGGCGAUCACCCCAGAGCCGUUCCAUCACGCAGUCCUUCAGUGGCUAGAGGAUGAGCUGCCUGACCUGUCCGUGUCUCGCAGGAGUAGCCACUUACACUGGGGCAUCCCGGUGCCCGGGGACGAUUCACAGACCAUCUAUGUGUGGCUGGAUGCCUUGGUCAACUACCUCACUGUAAUUGGCUACCCAAAUGCUGAGUUCAAAUCUUGGUGGCCAGCCACCUCUCAUGUCAUAGGUAAGGACAUUCUCAAAUUCCAUGCCAUCUAUUGGCCUGCCUUCCUGUUAGGGGCCGGCAUGAGCCCGCCACACCGCAUCUAUGUCCACUCCCACUGGACAGUGUGUGGCCAAAAGAUGUCUAAGAGCCUGGGCAACGUGGUGGAUCCUAGGACUUGUCUUGAUCGCUAUACUGUGGAUGGUUUCCGCUACUUUCUUCUUCGGCAGGGCGUCCCCAACUGGGACUGUGACUACUACGAUGAAAAGGUGGUUAAAUUGUUGGACUCCGAGCUGGCAGAUGCCUUGGGAGGUCUUUUGAACCGAUGCACUGCCAACAGGAUAAACCCUUCUGGGACCUACCCGUCCUUCUGCACUACCUGCUUCCCCAGUGAGCCAGGGUUGCUGGAGGCACCAGUUCGUGCUCAGGCAGAGGACUAUGCUCUGGUGAGCGCAGUGGCCACUUUGCCCAAGCAAGUAGCAGACCACUAUGAUAACUUUCAGAUAUAUAAAGCUCUAGAGGCAGUGUCCAGCUGUGUCCGGCAAACUAAUGGUUUUGUCCAAAGGCAUGCACCGUGGAAGUUGAACUGGGAGAGCCCAGUGGAUGCUCCCUGGCUGGGUACUGUGCUUCAUGUGGCCUUUGAAUGUUUGCGAGUCUUUGGAACUUUGCUGCAGCCUGUCACCCCAAGCCUAGCGGAUAGGCUGCUGUCCAGGCUGGGGGUCUCUGCCACAGAGAGGGGCCUUGGAGAGCUCUAUUUCUUGCCUCGGUUCUAUGGACAUCCAUGCCCUUUUGAAGGGAGGAGGCUGGGACCUGAAACUGGGCUUUUGUUUCCAAGACUGGACCAGUCCAGGGCUUGGCUCAUGAAAGCCCACAGGACCUAGAAACCCAGCUCUUAAUUGGCUUAUGGUUAAAGAGCAAAUGUUAUUUUCUUAUUUUUCCUUUUCAGGAAACUUAUACUAGUGUUUUCUGAAGUGUUGCAUCAAAUGAGCACAUAAGCUGUGCUCUUGUGAAAAGAGAUUUGUAGCCUUUCAGGUGCCUGUCCCCCUUUUCUUCGUUUAUCUGUGCCCAUUAACCACUGUCCUUUGUGCACUGUAUGUCUAAGAUGUCUCCAGGGAAAGAUGGGUAAGAGACAAUGUUGCCAAUAGUCUCUCUUCUCAUUGUACCUCCUUCCAAACCACAGUUAUGUAUUUUUGUCCAAACUACCUCUCAUGGCUUGUUUUUCAUUGGCCUGGUCUCUGCUUCUUGGGCUAAUCAAUGCAGUGAUUCCUUUUAUUGAGAGUGAGUGUUGGAGGCCCCCUACCUCAGCUUUUAUGGGGUAGCCUUACUUUGUUAUAUAUGUUGGGUCUCCUGUUAAAAAGAGAUUCUUUUAUUAAACCUCUAAAAACCAGUGUCAUAGACCAGAUGAUUUUUGCCCAUGUUCAUUCCUAUUCUUUAAAUUCCCACAACUAGGACUCCAUACUUAGUUAAUAGUCUUUUAACUGUUGUGUUUUGUAACAUUAUGCUUCAACCAGCAGAUGGCUCUAGUCUCACACAUUUAAUUAUUUAAGAGUGAGGUUUCAGAAUAUUGAGAAUAAAUUAGCUUUCUGCUUUCUAAUUUUUCAGAUCUUUAAAUUUUUACUGCACUUCUUAAGGGAUAACCUACUACAACCACUGCUGUUUUAACAGCAAUUUAAAAAACUCAGAAUCCUCAGUUUCUUUCCAGACUACUGAAAAAUGACACGCUAUUAAUGUUUAGUAAGCAAAUAAUCAGAUGUAUCAGAUUGUUUAUAUGAUAAUAUAAAGCUCUCUUAAGGUACUUGGUAUGUUAAAAAUUUUAAACUUCAAUAACAUUAGGUUACAGGUAUGAUUAAAACUAAUUCAAAGGGACAAUAUUUUCUUUACAGUCUUAAAUUUUGUUCUCCACAUACAUAAUUUACCUCAUGAUUUCUUUUGAUUAGUCAGCAUGUCUAAUACCAUACAGAAAUUGUGAAAUAGUUAUAAUAAAUGUUAACGUAUUUAUUUUCAAGUAGCUUUAACUGAUUUUUUGCUUUUUUAAGUUAUUAAAGUUUAAAAGUUUGCAAGUA
Molecule: messenger RNA, 3063 nt
Organism: Lemur catta (Ring-tailed lemur)
Lineage: Eukaryota; Metazoa; Chordata; Mammalia; Primates; Lemuridae
Gene: MARS2
Product: methionyl-tRNA synthetase 2, mitochondrial
Exons: 1
Coding region: 28-1881 (617 amino acids)
Biological process (GO): methionyl-tRNA aminoacylation
Molecular function (GO): ATP binding; methionine-tRNA ligase activity
Source: RefSeq, a predicted model, not a curated record